CUGAUUUCCUUUUGAACAUGGCCACAUGGAAGGAGAGGCACUUCUUGAGUCAGGAUAAACCUAUUUCAUGGCCUGGAUUUUCUCCAAGACCCUACCAUAAACUAGCCACUGAAAGACCACCAUGCACAGAUGCAAAAAUCAAGGUUAGCCAGAAAGUGCGCUGUCCAGUGGAAGAGAGUGCCCGCUGGCAUGUCUGGGGAUACCACACAUGGCUAGAUGUUGGGAGACUGCCGCCAAUCUAUCGCACAAGACCUGACAAGCCUUUUGACAGCCAUACAUGGCGAUGGAUCACUGCUCCCAGGGGAGACGCCAUGGCCGAGCCGCCAGUUCCGCCUCCCUCCUUCUUGGAUGGCAACACCUACAUCAAAUUCAUCCAGGGGGAAGCCUUGUUUGUGAAUCAGCGGCAGAAAGAAAGAGUUCUGACCCAAACAAAGCAAGCAAUGAAGCACUGUGAGCAGCUCAAGCUGAGGAGUGAGUGCCGCGCCCCUCCUCUAGACUCAAAGGGAAACAUCCUGCCUCCCAGACAGUUCAAGCGGUAA
This is a messenger RNA of Heteronotia binoei (common prickly gecko), 539 nucleotides long. RefSeq names its product testis expressed 52 (gene TEX52). Lineage: Eukaryota; Metazoa; Chordata; Lepidosauria; Squamata; Gekkonidae. The coding region runs from base 18 to 539 and encodes 173 amino acids. The transcript has a single exon. The record is from RefSeq and is a predicted model, not a curated record.